ACUAAACUUAUUUUUCAUUAGGAGGAAAUAAAUAUGCACAUAAAGUUCUUGACUGCUGCCAUUACUCUGCCUGAGCUGAAGAAGCCUGACACUGGUGAGGACAUGGCUGAGGAAGUGCGAGGUAUGCUUCAGGAGCUCCAACAGCUCCAUUCAUUUUUGGAUAUGAGUAAUGUCCUAUCGGAAACAACAUCUCUACCUUCACAACGUAAGGGGUAAGGCUACUGAAAUCGGGGAAGCAUUUCAAAUUGCUGGAGAUCCUCUUUUGUGUGUUAACCUGCGUGAGAAUACCACCAGAAAGCUUCCUAAUGUCAUUCAUGUGCAGUUGGGAAAAAACUGCAAUAUAGAAGACAAUUUUGACUUGCUGUUUCCGGCUAGAAAUGAGUCACAAGCUCCUAAUUCCACAGUUUCGGAAGUCAUGACUAAUCCGGAUGCUACUUCUUCCUCGGAUUGUUCUGACCAACCAAAGAUUUUGACAAUGUCAUGUUCUGAAGUCUCUCCUCCGUCGGAGCAGAAUCUGCAACAAGUGAAUUGGGUCUUGUUUCAUGAAGUAUCUGAAUUUUUUAAGCAUAUUGCCAGUGAAAAUGAUGGAACUACCUCGACUUUUGUUCAGAAGAUGAAGGAGGAAAUAAAUAUGCACAUAAAGUUCUUGACUGCUGCCAUUACUCUGCCUGAGCUGAAGAAGCCUGACACUGGUGAGGACAUGGCUGAGGAAGUGCAAAGUAUGCUUCAGGAGCUCCAACAGCUCCAUUCAUUUUUGGAUAUGAGUAAUGUCCUAUCGGAAACAACAUCUCUACCUUCACAACGUAAGGGGUAAGGCUACUGAAAUCGGGGAAGCAUUUCAAAUUGCUGGAGAUCCUCUUUUGUGUGUUAACCUGCGUGAGAAUACCACCAGAAAGCUUCCUAAUGUCAUUCAUGUGCAGUUGGGAACAAACUGCAAUAUAGAAGACAUUUUUGACUUGCUGUUUCCGGCUAGAAAUGAGUCACAAGCUCCUAAUUCCACAGUUUCGGAAGUCAUGACUAAUCCGGAUGCUACUUCUUCCUCGGAUUGUUCUGACCAACCAAAGAUUUUGACAGUGCCAUGUUCUGAAGUCUCUCCUCCGUCAGAGCAGAAUCUGCAACAAGUGAAUUGGGCCUUGUUUCAUGAAGUAUCUGAUUUUUUUAAGCAUAUUGCCAGUGAAAAUGAUGGAACUACCUCGACUUUUGUUCAGAAGAUGAAGGAGGAAAUAAAUAUGCACAUAAAGUUCUUGACUGCUGCCAUUACUCCGCCUGAGCUGAAGAAGCCUGACACUGGUGAGGACAUGGCUGAGGAAGUGCAAAGUAUGCUUCAGGAGCUCCAACAGCUCCAUUCAUUUUUGGAUAUGAGUUGGGAAAAAACUGCAAUAUAGAAGACAAUUUUGACUUGCUGUUUCCGGCUAGAAAUGAGUCACAAGCUCCUAAUUCCACAGUU
Messenger RNA from Solanum tuberosum (potato), 1447 nucleotides. RefSeq lists its product as uncharacterized. Bases 768 to 1385 code for a protein of 205 amino acids. The transcript has 6 exons. The record is from RefSeq and is a predicted model, not a curated record. NCBI's taxonomy places the organism in Eukaryota, Viridiplantae, Streptophyta, Magnoliopsida, Solanales, Solanaceae.